Molecule: messenger RNA, 577 nt
Organism: Aethalodelphis obliquidens (Pacific white-sided dolphin)
Lineage: Eukaryota; Metazoa; Chordata; Mammalia; Artiodactyla; Delphinidae
Gene: PRLH
Product: prolactin releasing hormone
Exons: 3
Coding region: 231-470 (79 amino acids)
Biological process (GO): response to peptide hormone; feeding behavior; G protein-coupled receptor signaling pathway
Molecular function (GO): prolactin-releasing peptide receptor binding; neuropeptide hormone activity
Source: RefSeq, a predicted model, not a curated record
GACGCUGUUCAGGGCCUCAGCCCUGGCAGGGUGAGAAGUGAGUUUUCUCUGUUGCCCUCAGCACCCUCUCCCCCAGCGCCGGUACUGGGGGUGUCCUGCUGCACGAGGACAGGUCCCACCUGCUGCACGUUGAUCUUGGAGACUCAGCAGCUGGGAUCGGGGGUCGUGGGGAGGGCUGCGCCCUCCCGUGUGGGACCCCAGCUCCAGCGGGCCUCUCAAGGAGCCAGAGGAUGAACGCACCGGGGGCCUGGCUCCUGUGCCUGCUGCUGCUGGGCCUGGCCCACCAGCACUCCACGGAGCUCCGCACCCCCGACAUCAAUCCUGCCUGGUACACGGGCCGUGGAAUCCGGCCUGUGGGCCGCUUUGGCCGGAGGAGAGCAGCCCUGGGGGAUGGACCAAAGCCUGGCCUCCAGCGCCCGCCGGCCUGCUUCCCCCUGGCAGGAGGCGCUGAGCCCUCCCAGGGGGGCUGACAGCUCAGCUCCUCCAGGAAUAGCCCCAGGGGCCUGUCUCCAGACCCCCGCCCCCUCCUCCACAGGCUACGUCCCCUUCAGUCCCAAUAAAAGCAGCUGGCCUUGUU